This is a messenger RNA of Podospora anserina S mat+, 966 nucleotides long. RefSeq lists its product as uncharacterized. Lineage: Eukaryota; Fungi; Ascomycota; Sordariomycetes; Sordariales; Podosporaceae. The coding region runs from base 1 to 966 and encodes 321 amino acids. The record is from RefSeq and is a predicted model, not a curated record. The transcript has 2 exons.
AUGUCUUCCAUCGUCAACAAGAUCAAGGAGGCUGUCCACUCCGACAAGUCCCACCAUGGCGCUCCUGAAGGCACCAGCGGACCCCACAACUCUCGUGUCGCCAACGCUGCCGACCCCCGCGUCGACUCUGAUCGUGACGGCUCCCACACUGCUGGCCGCACCACCGGCACCACCGGUACCAACGAAGGUCUCCACGGCCCCCACAACUCCCGCGUUGCCAACACUCUCGACCCCCGUGUAAACUCGGACCGUGACGGCUCUCGCACUGCUGGCAACACUGGUACUGGCUUCGGCAACACUGGUACUGGCUUCGGCAACACUGGUACUGGCUUCGGCAACUCUGGCCGCACCGCUGGCACCAACGAGGGUCUCCAUGGCCCCCACAGCUCCCGCGUUGCCAACACUCUCGAUCCCCGCGUCGAUUCUGACCGUGACGGUUCCAACACUCUUGGCUCUUCUGGUACCGGCACCCACACCACCGCUGGCUUCGGAGGCAACACUGGCAUCGGCUCUGGCAACACUCACCGCGCCACCGCCGGCACCGGCACGACUGGCAUGACCGGCACCCAUGGUGCCCCCGCCGGCACUCACGGCCCUCAUAACUCUCGCAUUGCCAACGCUGCUGAUCCCAGAAUUGACUCUGACCGUGAUGGCCGUGGUGCCAUCCACAGCGGACCUGGCCCUACCAGCAACACUGCCGGCCCUCACUCUAGCGAUAUGGCGAACAAGCUCGACCCCCGAGUCGACUCGGAUCUUGACGGUUCCAAGACCAUUGGUCAAAACAGGACUUACCAAUCUGGGACAGCCACUUCCAUCGCAAGAGACCCUACGGACGCUUCUCAGGUCCCUCCCUCUGUCCUUCGCAAGCAUCUGGGUGACCCGGUGGUUGAGCAUGAUGACCACCACCAUCACCGCGAGAGGAGAAACAGCGUGAAGUCCCACCAGGAGGCCUUUAGCGGAGUCUAA